AGCUGCUUAUUUGAGUUAAAGAAGCAUCUGCUUCAGGUCUGGCCAAAGUGGUAGAGCUUUCCCUGUUUACAAAGCUGUGCACCGCCACAUUCUACAAGGGGUGACCCACAGCCCGUAGGGCUUCUUCAACAUGCUGCUCAAAAGACCAGCACUGCCAACCAGAAAAUGAAUUCCAGGAUUUCUCACUAAGCACAGACAUUUGGUUACCCUGACAAAGUAGGACAUACCAAGUCGGCACACAAGGUACCUGGAACAAGAAAGAUGGAUGCAGAGGCUGAAGACCAAACGCUGCUCACCUGUGUUAAAGGAACCAAGGUGCCAAUGGAAUCCUUUAUCCAGGAGCUAAGUGCUGCAAAUGAUGGCUCCGUGGGGAGAAAGAGGAGAGGAGAGGAGCAGACUCUGGGUGUCCCAGUCAACAAAAGGAAAUCGCUGCUCAUGAAGCCUCGACACUACAGCCCCAAUAUGGACUGCAAAGAAGAGAGUGAGGACAGGACUGAGGCCGAGGAGGACCAUUUCCUCUUGCCAACAGAUGAUCACUCUGUUGCAGAAGAAACCAUGGCAAAACCUAUGGACAACCCGUUUUAUUCAGUUGCACACAAAAACUCCAAUAUAAAAGAAGAUAGAUGCCCUAGUUAUCGAGAACUUGUGGUCAAAUCUUUCAUGCACUUGGGGAAAUUAGAAAGCGGAGCGUCUGUACAGACUGCGAGUGAAACCUUAAAUGACAGUGGUAUCCAGUCUUUGAAAACAGAGGGUGAUGAAGCGGAGGAUUGUCUUCUGUUUCCUUCUGACGAUGGUAAAGACAGAAACAAGGAUUCCCAACUCCGGUUCUCUUUCUCCGAUGAGAGUGAAAGUAACUCAGAAAGCACACAGAAUAGUUGGGAGUGCGCCUCUAAUUUUUCCGGAGAAACCACACCGCACAGAGUGGCCAAGUAUAUUUCAGCGGAUGAUCAAAAAGACCCCGCAGACGUUCCAGAAAUAAAAACUGAAGUUGAACAGUGUCUCCCGUGUAAAAACGUGUGUGACCCCGAAGCAGUAAGCAAAGACCCCCAGAAGACUCAUGUGGAGUCCUUGGAAGGCCAAGGCCAGCCUCCUUUCCCAGAGCACGAAGAUGACCGGGAAUGCCUGUGCGCCACGACCAAAGAGAUUGAGGACCUGGAGAAAGCCAGGGGGAAUUUAAGUUUGCUGGAGCAAGCAAUUGCACUGCAAGCAGAGAGAGGGCGCUCGUGUCACAGCACCUACAAAGACCUGGAUCGUUUUUUCCUGGAGCACCUGGCCGGGGAAAGGAGGCAAACCAAAGCUCUUGACCUGGGUGGAAGACAAAUCUUUAACAGCAAACACUCGCCGAGGCCUGACAAGAGGGAGACAAAGUGCCCCAUCCCGGGAUGUGAUGGCACUGGGCACGUGACCGGGCUCUAUCCACACCAUCGAAGUCUCUCAGGCUGCCCCCACAAAGUGCGGGUCCCCCUGGAGAUUCUUGCCAUGCAUGAAAAUGUGCUCAAGUGUCCCACCCCAGGCUGCACGGGACGAGGCCACGUGAACAGCAACCGCAACACCCACCGCAGCCUUUCUGGUUGUCCAAUUGCUGCAGCUGAAAAAUUGACCAUGUCCCAAGAUAAAAAUCAGCUUGAUUCUCCCAAAAGUGGACAGUGUCCUGACCAGGUUCACAGGGCAAGCUUAGUGAAGCAAAUGGAAUUCAAUUUCCGGUCACAAGCCAUAACCUCUCCCAGAGCCACUGUGUCAAAAGAACAAGAGAAGUUUGCAAAAGUACCAUUUGAUUACGCCAGCUUUGAUGCCCAGGUUUUUGGCAAGCGGCCCCUCCUACAAACGGGACAAGGACAAAAAUCACCAACAUUUCCGGAAUCAAAGCAGUUUUCAAACUCAGUGAAAUUUCCAAGCCGACUACCUACUGCAGGCGCCCACACACAGAGCCCUUGCCGUGCCAGCUCUUACAGCUACGGUCAGUGUAGUGAAGAUAUAGCAGCAGCUGCCGCCAUCCUGAACCUUUCCACCCGCUGCAGGGAAGCUGCUGAGAUCCUCUCCAACAAACCACAAAGUCUGUCUGCCAAGGGAGCCGAGAUAGAAGUGGAUGAAAAUGGCACCUUGGACUUAAGCAUGAAAAAAAAUCGAAUCCUGGACAAAGCUGCAGCCCUAACCUCCUCUAACAAUUCCAUCCCAGUUCCUUCCCCUUCCCCAUUCAAAACAAGCAGCCUUCUGGUCAAUGCAGCCUUCUACCAGGCUCUCUGUGACCCAGGGGGCUGGGAUACUCCUAUCAACUAUAGCAAAGCCCAUGGGAAGACGGAGGAGGAGAAAGAGAAAGAUGCAAUGAGUUCCCAAGAGAAUUUAGAGGAAAAAAAGUUUACUGGAGACACCUCCAUAUCGAGUCCGAAAGCCAAACUCCAUGCAAGAGAUCUUAAGAAGGAACUGAUCACUGUUUCUGGGUGUCCUUUGGCAGACAAGACUCUCAAAUCCCUGAUGGCUGCCAACUCUCAAGAGCUGAAGUGCCCAACCCCAGGCUGUGAUGGAUCCGGUCAUGUGACUGGAAACUAUGCUUCCCACCGAAGCUUGUCUGGCUGCCCUCGUGCCAGGAAAGGUGGUGUCAAGAUGACCCCUACCAAGGAUGACAAAGAAGACUCUGAACUUAAGUGUCCUGUGAUAGGCUGUGACAGCCAAGGUCACAUCUCAGGUAAAUACACCUCCCACCGCACGGCUUCUGGCUGUCCUCUGGCUGCCAAGAGACAGAAGGAGACUCCUCUCAAUGGGGCUUCCCUCUCCUGGAAAUUCAACAAACAAGAACUCCCCCACUGCCCCCUGCCUGGGUGUAAUGGGCUAGGCCACGUCAAUAAUGUUUUUGUCACCCACAGAAGUUUAUCUGGAUGUCCUCUAAAUGCACAAGCCAUCAAAAAGGGCAAAGUUUCGGAAGAACUCAUGACCAUCAAAGUCAAAGCCACCGGGGGUAUAGAGAGUGAUGAGGAAAUUAGGCAUCUGGAUGAGGAAAUAAAGGAACUGAACGAAUCCAACCUUAAAAUUGAGGCAGACAUGAUGAAACUUCAGACCCAGAUCACAUCCAUGGAGAGCAACUUGAAGACCAUAGAGGAGGAGAACAAACUCAUCGAACAGAACAAUGAGAGCUUGUUGAAGGAGCUGGCCGGGUUGAGUCAAGCCCUCAUUUCUAGCCUUGCUGACAUCCAGCUCCCACAGAUGGGGCCUAUCAGUGAGCAGAAUUUUGAAGCAUAUGUAAAUACACUCACAGACAUGUACAGCAAUCUGGAGCGGGACUAUUCCCCAGAAUGCAAAGCUCUUCUGGAAAGUAUCAAACAGGCAGUGAAGGGCAUCCAUGUGUAGGAUGGCAACACUACCAACAGCAGCAAUCACCAACAGUAACCCCACAUGGCACGGUGGAGGCUCCUGUACAACAGCGGCAUGCAGGUUGCUGUACUGCAUAUACAAUUGCAACAUUGCACUAAUUUUUUCCCCAGCUGACAUAAACAGGAACGAAAAACUAUGUUAGCCUAUUUGGGUUAAAAGCAAUGCAGUCAAAUGUUAGAUCUUAUUUAUUUUCAUAUAUUUUAUUUCUCCAUUGCGCUUUUCUUUGUAAAGCAUAUGUAAAAUAAAUGUGACAUUUUUAUAUUUUAUUUAUUUCUAAUCAAAGAGUUAUUUAUCUUUUAACUGCAUUGUGAAUUCAGCCAUAUUUUUACAAGUGUGUUUUAUUAACUUAUUUUCCAAUAGGAUUUAAUAGAAAUGCUAUUCUGAAACCACAUAUCUUGCUGGGUUUAAAGGAGAAGGCACAAAGUGUGGAGAAAACUUUUGUCUAAGGACUGCACUGUGGUCCCUAUGAUAUGUGUAUUCUUUUCUCCCCUGUCACUAGCUUUCCUAUUUAUAAUUUAUACUGUGAAGUGAGAUGUGUGAAAGAGCAAACAAGGGACAGAUGGCGCCCACUACUGGAAGUCACUCACUCACAAAGGCACAGUUCCCUGGAAAACAGCCUGAGAAUUUGUUAGCAAUAAUUAAAUACAGAGAUCAGCAAAGUAUUCAACUUGGCUGUAAGACUUUGUUAAUAUGAAUUAUUUAUUUGAAACCUUUUUAAAAAACAUAAGCUCUUUCAGUGAUGCAGAUAGGUCUGUUUGUUUUGAAGAUAUAUCAGAGAGUUGGCAACUCUUAUUCCAAGAUGAGAAACAAAACUUGAUCUGACCAGCCAAGCUUUCCUGCCAUAUGUUGGUACAAUAUACAAAUGGCAAUGUUGAUGUAGAUUUGUACUUAGCAAAUAAAAAUGCAUCCAAAUGGAAAAUUCUGUAGAUAUCAUAUCCCCUGAAAUAGCAUUUAUCUUACUGGCUUGAAUGAAAAGAAUGGAAAAUACAUUGACGCAUAAACAUGCUCCUGCAAUCUAGGUAAUUACUUUAAUGCUGUCAACAUUGGUUUAUUCCCUCUUAAGCAACAAGACAACUUUCAAUUUAAUAAUAUAUAUAUAUUUCCAUAGAACUCCAAGUGCUACAAAGUAUGUGCAAAUGCACACACACACACACACACACACACAUCCAUUCACAUACACUCAUACACAUAAAAUUGAGCCUGCGAUCUUGAAUUUCUGAAUGGAUCAGAGCUUAGUAGUUGCUAUAGUAAAGGCAAUGUCUAUUUCAGGGAUUGUAAGUAGGUAAGCAUUAUUUCAAAAGUUUUUUUAUAUUUAUUUUUUUUAAUAAAAAGGUAUAGACAACCAGCUAAACUGCCUUUUUGGUAUGCACACACACCUCAUGUGCAGAUGUGCCUCUGUGUAAACGUACACAUGAACUUAGUAUGGACUUAAUUUACUGUGCUAUGACAAAAGUGUUUAUUUUUUAUUAGCCUCAUUGAUAUUUAGAUUGAAUGUGAUGGCAUUCAAAGGCUUGAUAUAUUCCACUGUUAUCACUUUUACCUGCACAAAUGAAAUGUAUCACUCAGCUGUAAUUCCACACUCAUGAAAUGAUAGUCUUUAUUAUGCAUUAAGUGGGGCUCUAUCUUUGCUUUGGGGGUUCAUUUGAACCCUUGACUCUUAGCUUAGUGAAAAUGAGGUGUCUGUUUUAGAUAGGAAUGGUGUUUAUUUAAAAAUCUGUUUUUAAAAAAGAUCUAUCAGAUGUGCUGUCUAUUAUAAAUGGGACACCAAACAAAUUUUCUAUUAAAGUUAUGUAUUUGCAAACAUUUUGCUAUACAGUACUUGAUAGAUGCAGACAAAUGAGUUCACUUAUUAUAAAGGCAAAAGUUUAAUUUGCUAAAUAUUUAACAAGUUUGUUAUAUAUUUAAUUUAAAUGAAAUUGCUUACCAACCUAUGUAUUUAUUGCUACCAUUUUGUUUGACUUCAGGCUAAUUUAUUUGUGUUUGGAUUGUUUGACAGGAUGUUUUGUAAAGUAUGUUCGCAUUUAUUUGCCUCCUUUGUAGUUGAUGUGUUUUGUAAUGUGUGCUGGACUUUUUUAUUUUGCUGUAAUUUUUUCAAUACUGUAAAUUGGGUCUUUUGUAAACAAAAAAAUGAUGUAUGCAUUUUUUAUUUAAAGUAGUUUGUUUGUACACCGUUUCUCCAAACAAUUAAUAUUUCUUACAUCAAAGCAACAGAAUUGUGUUCAGUGCUGUACAUUUGGUGUAUGGUAGGAAAUAAAAUUGAUAAUGAA
Echinops telfairi (small Madagascar hedgehog) is the source of this 5633-nucleotide messenger RNA. RefSeq names its product ST18 C2H2C-type zinc finger transcription factor (gene ST18). Gene Ontology annotation, biological process: regulation of transcription by RNA polymerase II. The transcript is spliced from 21 exons. Bases 262 to 3342 code for a protein of 1026 amino acids. NCBI's taxonomy places the organism in Eukaryota, Metazoa, Chordata, Mammalia, Afrosoricida, Tenrecidae. The record is from RefSeq and is a predicted model, not a curated record. Gene Ontology annotation, molecular function: zinc ion binding; DNA-binding transcription factor activity, RNA polymerase II-specific; RNA polymerase II cis-regulatory region sequence-specific DNA binding. Gene Ontology annotation, cellular component: nucleus.